CGUGCAACCACAAAGGAAUAGAGCCCCUGAGGGCUUCUUGGCCGCGGCCCCCCAGAAGUCUUGGAAGAUCAACAUCCAGCUUCUGACACUCACUGUGCUGUUGCAGUGACGUCACAGAGCUGUGAUACAGACCGACCUGAUUGCUCAACAGGGCGAGAUCAGAGAGGUGUCAUCUGCAGGGACACACGCUGCUAUAAGGCCAAACCUCCUCCACCCAGAAACACACGCAACACACACUCAACACCAUGUUUAAAGCUUUGGGGGAAAUCGCCGGGGAUGAUGUGGUCACCGAUUGCAUGAGGGAAAUCGCCAUUAAAAAAGCAGGUGAUGCAGUUGAGGAUGGACUGAGGAAAUGUCUGGGUGGUGGAAAUGACAAAAGAGAUGGAGGUGACAGCAAAGGAGGAUUCGACAUAGGAAACAUCAUCUCAGGUGCGUGUGGUGGCAAGAAAGAGGAGAAAGGAGGAUUCGACAUAGGAGAUGUCAUCUCAGGUGUCUGUGGCGGGAAGAAAGAGGAGAAAGGAGGAUUAGACAUAGGAGAUGUCAUCUCAGGUGUCUGUGGUGGCAAGAAAGAGGAGAAAGGAGGAUUAGACGUAGGGAACAUCAUCUCAGGUGUCUGUGGCGGCAAGAAAGAGGAGAAAGGAGGAUUCGACAUAGGAGAUGUCAUCUCAGGUGUCUGUGGUGGCAAGAAAGAGGAGAAAGGAGGAUUAGACGUAGGGAACAUCAUCUCAGGUGUCUGUGGCGGCAAGAAAGAGGAGAAAGGAGGAUUCGACAUAGGAGAUGUCAUCUCAGGUGUCUGUGGUGGCAAGAAAGAGGAGAAAGCAGGAUUCGACAUAGGAGAUGUCAUCUCAGGUGUCUGUGGUGGGAAGAAAGAGGAGAAAGGAGGAUUAGACAUAGGGAACAUCAUCUCAGGCGCAUGUGGCGGGAAGAAAGAAGAGAAAGCAGGAUUCAACAUAGGAAACAUCAUCUCAAUUGUUGGUGGUGGAGAGAAACAUGAUGACAAGAAGGAAGAGGAAGGAGCAGGGCUUGAUGUGAAGGACGUCAUCGGAGGACUUUCAAAACUCUUUUAACAAACACCCUGCAGAGCACGUCCAUCGAGGCUCCACCUGCAGCGUCCUCAGAGCGGAGCAACUCCACCCAAACUGCUGGAACGUUGUUGCUUUCAAUAUUUACGAAUGAUUUGUUUUUGAGUUUUACACAGAAAACGUGACGCCACCAGAGACAUCCUCAAAGCCUCUAACAUUAAAUCAUUGAAAAUAAUAUAACUGUAAGAAACAUGCACGAUGACAUAACUUAAAGUUAAAUUGAAUGUUAGUGGCUGGCUCCUGCUGGUGACAAACACUUUGACAUGUUGGGUAUGUUCAUGUUUCCUUUGCUGGUUUUACACCAUGAGAGUGAACUGAAAACAUGAUGGAAAUUAAAAUGUAUCUGUAAAGUCAAAACAGUAAGUAAGUCUAUGGUUAAAAUAUCUGUAAUCCUGAAGCCUGAUGAAGCCUCCUACAUGAGGGGAAACGCUGUUUAUUUGUUUGGUGUGGGAAUAAAGCACGGGAGCAGCAAUACUUCGUGUGCGACAAAUCUUGAAGUUUUUCCUUUGACGUCAGCACCGAUUGGAAAAAGUUUAUUUGGAGGAUGUGCAUUCUUUAUAUUUGUUUCACUAAAAUAUCUGUAAUGUCACAUGGAGAUGAGCAGUACUUUGUGUCAUUAAUUCAGUUAAACAGUCGUUGUCAUAAAUUAAAUGUAUUAAACACCAGUGCAAAUUGUCUCUUGUUUUGGUGAAGUUUGCCAAUAAAAUACUAAUUAAACUGUU
Molecule: messenger RNA, 1804 nt
Organism: Epinephelus fuscoguttatus (brown-marbled grouper)
Lineage: Eukaryota; Metazoa; Chordata; Actinopteri; Perciformes; Serranidae
Exons: 3
Coding region: 246-1067 (273 amino acids)
Source: RefSeq, a predicted model, not a curated record